Messenger RNA from Manis javanica (Malayan pangolin), 1454 nucleotides. NCBI's taxonomy places the organism in Eukaryota, Metazoa, Chordata, Mammalia, Pholidota, Manidae. The record is from RefSeq and is a predicted model, not a curated record.
CAGGGUCUUUGCACAGAGCAGCUGCCUCCCACAAACUGCCCAGUCCCUUAGAGAGGCGAUUGAAAUAGAGGUUGUAGCGUGGGCGCCACUGCUCGGUCCAGCCCCUCCGAGAUCCCCUGAUGAUGGCCCUGCAGCUCCUGCCCCAUCCAGCCUUCCUCAGGUUGGGCAGCACCCUGCCCUUGGUCCACGGGUAUGCCUUCUGUCUGUCAGUGGUUGGUGAGUGGAGGGCAGUGAAAACGGAGGGGGGACAGCAGAACUGCUCCAGCCCAGCUUCACAGAUCCACCACGCUGAGGAGCGUGUGUAUGCAUGGAGAGCGGGAGCCUUAGUGACGUUCCUGUGUCUCCAGUCCUGGCUGGACACUCGCCUGGCCUGGAACACGAGUGUAUACCCGCAGCGUGUGGUCACGCUGCCCUGGGGCUCACUCUGGAUGCCGGGCCUCAUUGUCCAGGAGGCGCUCGGGGUGGACUGGCAGGACCAGAAGCCACAGGCCCGAGUGGACCCAGAUGGCCAUGUCGGGCUCUACCUGGCCCUCACCACAGAGACCAACUGUGACCUUGAGCUCUUUCCCCUCCCCAGGGACACAGCAACUGCAGCCUCAGCUUCUGUGCUCUUGGGGGCUGGGGCGGGGGAGCUUCCAGCACCUUUGACACCAGCGCAGGAUGAGCAGGAGUUCCAGGUAAAUGAGAUUGUGGGCGUCAAGGGGGAAUAUGUAGUCUGGGACUUGAAAACCCAAAUCAGACCCCAGCAGCUUGUGCCCUGCUUCCAGGUGACACUACGCCUGCACAACACAGCACUGGAGGCCAUCAUGGCUCUGCUGGUGCCCGGGGAGGCGCUGCCGUUUGCUGACAUGUGCGGUGGGUUGCUGCCCCUUCAGGUCACCCAGCACAUUGCCUGCAAGGUGGCCCUGCUGCUGGGCUAUGAUCUCGUCUUCUACUCCUCCCUGGUGGCUCUGCCCAGCUCUUCUUCUUGCAACCCACUGCUCAUUUACUAUUUCACCGACCUGCCGCUCUUCAACACCACGGAGUCUGUGCCGCUGGCCGGGUUGCUGGCCCAGGGCAACCUCAGGGCCAGGUGCAGCCCCAGCUCGGCCUUGAGGUGGGAAUAGCAAGAUCGUGGCCACGAACCUGAAGGAGUCCCCAGAGGAGGACAGGGCUCAAGGAAGAGCUGGGAUGAGGCUGCUGAGCAAAUCUUCCUGGUGUAUGAUGGGGUGAUAUGCAGCCAAUUCGUCUUCGCUGGUCUCUGGGUGUGGGUGAUGUGCAAGUAUGACCCAGUCCCUGACGAGGCUGCACCCCAUGGAGGGCAGCCCAGGCUGUACCAGAGCAGGGCUGGGGCUGCAGACCUGGGGGAGGGCCAUAACAGGGUGUGCUGGACCCCAGACAGCAAGGACAGCGAGUAUUCCUGCUCCAGCUGCCCGGGGGGCAGAACACCCCUAGGCGUCAGGACUGUGGGCUGA